GUCCAGUGAAACCAAGGCGGCAACAUGGCAGAGUACACAGACCCACGCGCCGAUGCAGCUGCUGAGGAGAUGCCCGAGCUUUCUGACGGUGAUGAUGAUGACAUUGAUGAGGAUGAAGAGCAGUGGCAGUGGAUGGAGGAGGACAGUCAGCCAGUUACCUGUCUGUUCUGUGACAGGUUACUGAGCUCUAUACCUGCCACUUUGCAGCACUGCACAGCUGAGCAUCAUGUCAACCUCAUAGAUGUGAUAAGAAAACACAGUUUAGAUGACUACGGAUACAUAAAGAUGAUCAACUACAUACGAUCAACAAAAUGUGAUGCGUCCUGUCUGACGGGGCUGCCAGACGCUCCCUUACCCUGGGAGAGCGAAGACUUCCUGCGGCCGAUCCUACAGGACGACCCCCUGCUGCAGACGGACCCUGAGGAGCUCUGUGGCACUGAGGGGUCGAGCGUGUCAGUGUGCCCGUUGUCUGGGGCUGGUUCCCAUAAUGCACUGCUGCAGAGGGCACAGGCCGCUGAGGAGAGAGCCCGUCAAUCAGAGGAAGCGCUGUCCAGAGCCAUGGACGACCUUCACAAGCUCAAGCUGCUGGCUCAGGGUUUGGUGCUGAAUGCAGAAACCAGCAGAUCUGGUAACCUGGGCACUGUGGCCGAGCUCAGAGAAGACGAGGACGAGGCCUACUUCAGCUCCUACAGCCAUUACGGCAUCCACGAGGAGAUGCUGAAGGACAAAGUGCGCACAGAGACUUACCGCGACUUCAUGUACCGCAACCCUGAAGUGUUCAGAGACAAGGUGGUGCUGGAUGUGGGCUGCGGGACCGGCAUACUGUCCAUGUUCGCUGCUCGCGCUGGGGCCAAGAAGGUUAUAGCAGUCGACCAAUCAGAAAUCAUCUAUCAAGCCAUGGACAUAGUCAGGUCCAACCAGCUGGAGGACAAGAUCACUCUGAUCAAAGGCCGCAUAGAAGACAUCAACCUCCCUGUGGAGAAGGUGGACAUCAUCAUCUCAGAAUGGAUGGGUUACUUCUUGCUGUUUGAGUCCAUGUUGGACUCCGUCCUGUACGCCAGAGACCGUUACUUGGCUGAUGGUGGAGCAGUCUAUCCAGACCUUUGUAAUAUCAGCCUGGCAGCGCUGGGCGACACGCAGAAGCACCAAGACCGCAUUGCAUUCUGGGAUGACGUGUAUGGCUUCAACAUGGCGUGCAUGAAGAAGGCCGUGGUGCCUGAGGCAGUGGUAGAAGUGGUGAAAGCAGACACUCUCAUCUCUGAACCUACAGUCAUACAGACAAUUGACUGUAACAGUGUGUGUCUGUCUGAGCUGGAGUUUGCAUCAGAUUUCUGCUUGAAGAUAACGAACACUACAGACUGCACGGCAGUUGUCGGCUACUUUGACAUUUUCUUUGACAAAGGCUGCAGCAACAAGGUGAUGUUCUCCACGGGUCCUCAAGUCACAAAGACGCACUGGAAACAGACCGUAUUCCUACUGGAGAAACCUAUUUCUGUACAAGCAGGGGAGGAGCUUCAGGGAAAGAUCACCGUGCGUAAGAACAAGAAAGAUCCUCGCUCGCUGUUGGUCACCUUUGACCUCCGAGACAGGAAGCUGACUUACAGCCUGCAAUAACGUCAUGAUACAACAUCCAACAAAUACAGCCCACUUUUUAAUGGACCAUUCAGGUAUUGACAAAAUGUAGGAGCAGGAUAGGAUUAAACUCGUGAUUUUGAUGUUUCAGAUGUUAGAAUUGUUUCUUUACCUUCUAAUAAAAAAUGUUGGAUG
Molecule: messenger RNA, 1767 nt
Organism: Toxotes jaculatrix (banded archerfish)
Lineage: Eukaryota; Metazoa; Chordata; Actinopteri; Toxotidae
Gene: prmt3
Product: protein arginine methyltransferase 3
Exons: 16
Coding region: 25-1614 (529 amino acids)
Biological process (GO): peptidyl-arginine methylation
Cellular component (GO): nucleus
Molecular function (GO): protein-arginine N-methyltransferase activity
Source: RefSeq, a predicted model, not a curated record